CGGCCACAGAGGCACAGAGCUCGCUGCCUCGCACUCGGAGCAGAGCUGUGGAGCGGAGAGGCUGCCCCAUGCCGCCGGCCUUCACUGGGAUUUAUAACGCCUUCUGACGCGCCUGUCGCUUCUGGAGCUCGGACUAAAAAAAAAAAAAAAAGAAAAGAAAAUAAAGGACACGACACGAUGCUUCUCUCGGGGUUUCCGACGGUGGCGAUGCUGAUGGCGGCUCUGCAGGUCUCUGUUGUGCUCGGAGAGUCCAACAGCGCUCCGCCAGACACGUGUAAGAGAGGAUUCACACAAGACGAGUACGUCGCAGAGGUGGACAGACAAGUGCAGAGCCGCCAGGCACUGUGUAACGUGACCUUCUCGGACUGCGGAUCUGGCCGGGUGUACCUGGAGUCGGGAUACAGCCCAGACUUCCGGGUGAACCAGAAGGGAGUUGUGUUCGCUCUACGGCGCCUCAACAUGGACGGGCUGACCAAACACACGCUGGUGAUUUACGCCAGAGACAGGGAGUCCCAGCAGGCGUGGAAAACUAGGGUGCACUUCAAGAGCGGCGCCCAUGGAGACAAGCCAGCACCCACAAAGGUGAAUGCAGGUGCUCCGGUCCUGACUCAGCAGCAGCAGCAGCAGCAGCAGCGGUCUGUGCCGGAGGUGCUGUUUCCUUGGCGAAGCGUGGUUGCCGGGGGUGACGGGGCGCUCAGGCGGGUCAAGAGGGACUGGGUCAUCCCCCCCAUCAAUGUGCCCGAAAACUCCAGAGGGCAGUUCCCAGAGGACCUCGUCAGGAUCCGCUCAGACCGAGAUAAGAACCGCUUGUUGCGCUACAGUGUGACAGGACCCGGAGCAGACCAGCCGCCCACAGGGAUCUUCAUCAUCAACCCCAUCUCUGGACAACUGUCUGUGACCAAGCCGCUGGACAGAGAGCACAUCUCCAACUUCCACUUGCGGGCCCAUGCUGUAGAUCUGAACGGAAACCAAGUGGAAAACCCAAUCGACAUCGUCAUCAACGUCAUCGACCAAAACGACAACAGGCCCGAGUUCACUCACAACAUCUUUAACGGCUCUGUCCCCGAGGGCUCCAAACCCGGUUCGUUUGUGAUGACAGUGACCGCGGUGGAUAAAGACGACCCUAAAAUGGCCAACGGGAUGCUCCGGUACAAGAUCCUGUCCCAGAAUCCUCCGAGUCCCUCCUCCAACAUGUUCACCAUCAACAACCGCACGGGAGACAUCAUCACUGUGGCUGCCGGCCUGGACAGAGAGAAAGUGACCCAGUACACGCUGAUCAUCCAGGCCACGGACAUGGAGGGAAACCCCACCUACGGCCUCUCCAACACAGCGACGACAGUCAUAAGGAUCACCGACGUCAACGACAACCCUCCAGAGUUCACCACAGACACGUUCUUCGGGGAGGUACAUGAGAACCUCGUGAACGUGAUCGUGGCGAACCUGACCGUCACAGAUAAGGACCAGCCUCACACGGGGGCCUGGAGCGCAGUGUACCGCAUCAUCGCCGGAGACCCCACCGGACGCUUCUCCAUCCCCACGGACCCCACCACCAACGAGGGCCUGCUCACCGUGGUCAAGCCCAUAGACUUUGAGCUGUCACGCGCCUUCAUGCUGACCGUGGAGGCGGAGAAUGAGAUGGCUCUGGCUCGUGGUAUCCUCCUGCCUCGCCAGUCCACGGCCACGGUCUCUGUGCGUAUCGUGGACCUGAACGAGCCCCCCGAGUUCAGCCCCAACCCCAAGUCCAUCAAACUGGACGAUGGUCUCCCUGCAGGCUCCCAGCUCACCAGCUUCACCGCCCAGGACCCCGACCGCUACAUGAGGCAGAACGUCAGGUACUCAAAGCUGUUCGACCCGGCUGGAUGGCUGGAGAUAGACCCGGUGAAUGGGCGGAUCUCCACCAUCGCCGUGCUGGACCGGGAGUCGCACUACGUCAAGAACAGUCUCUACAAUGUCACUUUCAUGGCCUCGGACAAUGGCAGCCCUCCGGCCAGCGGCACCGGGACACUGCAGAUUUACCUCGUGGACAUAAACGAUAACGCUCCUCACGUGUUUCCUCCUGAAGUGGAGAUGUGUGAGCGCCCGGACCCCAGCGGCAUCAACAUCACGGCCAUAGACCCCGACCUCAACCCCAACGCCGGGCCCUUCGCCUUCGAGCUCGCCAACCGCCCCAUCGAUGUGCGCCGAAACUGGACUCUCGCCAGACUCAACGGAGAGCAUGCCCAGUUACGUCUGCGGAUCGGCUCCCUCGCCAGCGGGAUCUACCAGGUUCCCAUCAUCAUCACGGACUCUGGAAACCUGCCCAUGUCCAACACGUCCUACCUGCGGGUGAAGGUGUGCCAGUGCGAUCACCAUGGCGACUGCGUGGACAUGGAGAGGAUCAUCGCCGCGGGGCUGGGGACCGGCGCCAUCAUCGCCAUCCUCAUCUGCAUCAUCAUUCUGCUGGUGCUGGUGCUGGUCUUCGUCAUGUGGAUGAAGAGGCGAGACAAGGAGAGGCAGGCCAAGCAGCUCCUGAUCGACCCCGAAGACGACGUGAGGGAUAAUAUACUGAAGUACGACGAAGAGGGCGGCGGAGAGGAGGACCAGGACUACGACCUGAGCCAGCUGCAGCAGCCGGACGCUCUGGAGCCGGACUGCGUGAAGGUGGGGAUCAGACGACUGGACGAGAGGCCCCUGCACCACGACCACCAGUACCCCAUGCGCUCGGCGGCCCCCCACCCCGGGGACAUCGGAGACUUCAUACACGAGGGCCUGAAGGCAGCAGACAACGACCCCACAGCGCCCCCUUACGACUCCCUGCUGGUGUUCGACUACGAGGGCAGCGGCUCCACGGCGGGCUCCCUCAGCUCCCUGCACUCCGGCUCCAGCUGCGGAGACCAGGACUAUGACUACCUCGGAGACUGGGGCCCGCGCUUUCGCAAACUAGCCGAUCUCUACGGAGGCGGGGACGAUUAGACCACGCCCUCCCCCCCCCCCGCCGUCGAACCGCCCGACUACCCUGUCACACUAUUGGUUGCGGGGAUGAGAAGGGGCGGAGCUUCGUUUUGGGGACUAUCUAAUGUUAUAAAGUGGAAGAAGAGGCGUGUUUUUGUAUGGACCACAAGACUUGAAAUGAGGGGACGAUGACACCACGCCCCCUACUGUCGGACCGGCUAACUUACCCCAUUGUCCCAUCUGCUAACGGGGCAGUGCUUACAUUGGGGUACCACUAUAAUUGUUUCGAGGGCAUAUCGUGGAAGAAGAGGUGCUCCCUGGACCUGGCUGCCUCUUGAGAACUUGCUAUGCUAACACCCGGGCUCGCGUUCAACAGCCAGGGCUAGUAUUCUCCAGACUCGAAUGAAUGACGUACGUUAGCCGCGAGCUAACUUUGAGAAACAGGACAGUGCACUGAGUUUGGAUAUUUUUGGAUAUUACGGAAGGGAAGAAGCCAGUGGUGGUUGGGAAACGUUAGCGAAUUAGCCUUAAGAGGUGACUGUCGCUAAAAACCCUCGUGCGAAGAAUUGCUAACAAGCUAAGCUAACUUGCUAAACAAAAAACAGGACUAGGACUAGAAAUAGGGUGACCAGACUUUGCUAUUUCCCCCAAACCGUCCCAGUUUUGAGCCCUAUGUCCCGUGUCCCAGCUGAUUUUUUCCAAAACCAGUGAUUUGUCCCAGUUUUAUACAAGAAAUGUCCCAAGUUUUUGACCAAUCUGAUCCCUGCCAACAGUAAAGAGAAACAUAAAGUGUCAUUUGUUUGCGUAAAAUACAGAAAAGUUGCUUAAAAAUGACCAAAACACAAAGAAAAUACU
Boleophthalmus pectinirostris (great blue-spotted mudskipper) is the source of this 3786-nucleotide messenger RNA. RefSeq names its product cadherin-2-like. Bases 178 to 2952 code for a protein of 924 amino acids. Gene Ontology annotation, cellular component: cytoplasm; intercalated disc; presynaptic active zone membrane. The record is from RefSeq and is a predicted model, not a curated record. Gene Ontology annotation, molecular function: calcium ion binding; cadherin binding. NCBI's taxonomy places the organism in Eukaryota, Metazoa, Chordata, Actinopteri, Gobiiformes, Gobiidae. The transcript is spliced from 16 exons. Gene Ontology annotation, biological process: adherens junction organization; cell-cell junction assembly; synapse assembly.